UACUCCGCCUCCGCCGCCGCCGCGGCGUUGUACACAGUUUACAGAAAAUAGAAAAGUUGAAAUGCUUCGUCCGAAACUAGCCUCCCGCAAGCCGCCGCCUCCGUCGGUGCGCCGCUGCUGCACCGACGGCAGCGUUUCGGAUCCUCAUUCCCACAUUCUUAGUAGAGAAUCGAUGAUAUGCAUUAGAAAGGAGAGGCCAACAAACAUAGAAUCCCUCCACACAGAGCUAUUGUUUGAAAUCCUCCUCCGUUUGCCGGCCGAUCAUCUCUACGAGAGAGCGAGGCUCGUGUGCCGGCGGUGGUGCCACAUUAUCCAUUCUCAUGCCUUCAUCAACGCGCAGAUGCACGGUGCUACCUAUGGACUCCUCCUAUCACCCCUAAAUCAUAAUAAUACUCUGCCGCUUUAUGUAACAGCUGACGCUGAUGGUGGAAUCCACACAUCUGAGCUAAAUCACAUCUCCGAAUUGGGAGUUCUUGCUACCUGCAACGGUCUGGAGUUGGAAGGUAACUUCCCUCGUCUUGUGAUUGUGAAUCCUGCAACGAAGCAGUCAUUCCACCUCCCACCAUUGCCUACAGGCUUUGUUGCCUGUGGCCUGCUCCUGUAUGGUUUUGCAUACUCUGCAGCCUCCUUGGCUUAUAAAGUGAUUCGACCAGCCUUUGUUCGCCACUAUGAACCACAAGCACGAGAGGACUUCCAUCUCGACGUGCUCACUGUUGGAUUCACCACUUACCCGAAUUUCUCAGGCGAAGUCUCCUCCAGCAGACUCCCUUGACUAGUGAAGGUUUCGUACACUGGGGAUGGUGGAGAUACUGCCUUACGAUGGAUGUGGAGACGGAGAUCAUUACACUGAGUAAAGCCCCUUACGAGCACCAUGAUCGCGACUAUUAUUAUCUGUCGACUGGGAGGUGUGUGUCGCUCCUGGUUGCGUGUGGGGAUCUGUCGUGGGAGGUUUGGGAGAUGAAGGCAGAGACGGGCGAGUGGAGGAAGGCGCUGCCCAACGUCGACUUGAGAGCUCAGAAAUGCAGGAUUCAAAGCUUUGCUCCUGAAGAUGCUCCUCGAGUUCUUAAGCCACUUGGUUGGGUUAAAUAUCCACAUGUUUUGUUUUAGGGUUAAUUUGUUCUUAAGCCUCAAGUCUACGAGGCUACAAAUGAUAGU
Molecule: messenger RNA, 1155 nt
Organism: Salvia miltiorrhiza (redroot sage)
Lineage: Eukaryota; Viridiplantae; Streptophyta; Magnoliopsida; Lamiales; Lamiaceae
Exons: 2
Coding region: 62-772 (236 amino acids)
Biological process (GO): SCF-dependent proteasomal ubiquitin-dependent protein catabolic process
Molecular function (GO): ubiquitin-protein transferase activity; protein binding
Source: RefSeq, a predicted model, not a curated record